Musca vetustissima is the source of this 1383-nucleotide messenger RNA. Its product is annotated as p21-activated protein kinase-interacting protein 1-like. Bases 1 to 1383 code for a protein of 460 amino acids. Lineage: Eukaryota; Metazoa; Arthropoda; Insecta; Diptera; Muscidae. The transcript is spliced from 6 exons. The record is from RefSeq and is a predicted model, not a curated record. Gene Ontology annotation, molecular function: protein binding.
AUGAGUGUCAAUAUGGAAAUAAUUGUUGGCACCUACGAGGAGUUCUUGUUGGGCUACAAAAUUGAUGUUAAGGACGACAAGCCGGCUAUUAUCCAAACAUUUGCUGAUAAAUCCCAUUCAGGAUCUAUAAGAUGUGUAGCGGUUAAAGAUCAAUGGGUGGCCAGCGGUGCUACAGAUGAUCGUAUAUUUAUUUAUGAUAUGAGUACAAGAAAACAGGCACAGAUUUUACUUUCCCAUGAUGGCACAGUUAACUCCUUGGCAUUCACACCAGAUGGUACUCACCUCUUAUCAGCUGCCGACGACGGACGCAUGGUCGCCACUCGCUUAAAAACAUGGUUUAAUGAUGCUACAUGGAAGAAAGCCCACAGUGGUUCAGCUGUCACACAUGUCAGUUGUCAUCCAAGUGGUAAACUGGCCUUAUCCCUAGGCUCAGAUUUAGUAUUGCGAACAUGGAAUUUGGUUAAGGGACGAGUGGCUUAUAAAACGAAUCUUAAAAGUCGUAAUACUUUGGGCUUUCAACCAGAUUGUUUAACAUGGUCACCGACUGGAGAUUAUUUUACUUUAUCUGGACAAAGAAUUGUUGAAUUCUGGUCCAUCAAGACAGCAGAUGUUGUACGUUCACAAAAGACAAAAUCGAAGCCAAUAUGUUUGGCAUGGAUUGCAGAUGAUGUAUGUCUAGUCGGUCUGGAAGAUGGUAAAAUUUUGUGGCUAAACGUUGAUAAUGAAGAAGAAAAGGAAAUUGUUGCUCACAAUAGCCGUGUAAAAGCUAUGACUGUAUUCAAAGAGAAUCUUGUUACAGCUUCAAGUUCGGGUGAAAUCAAAGUAUGGCAAAUUGUACAAAAUAAACAAAAGAUAAAGGAAAUCGCCUCUACUAACAUUGGAUGUCGUCCAACAUGUCUGAGUGUAUUGGAUUUAGAACAAUUUGGAAGCAGUUAUGUGAUCAGUAGCACAAUUGAAGAAGUCAAAGAUAUCAAGCCAAUAAAACCAAAAGUUAAGCCUGUCCCAAGGGGAGUUGUUACAAUUGAAUAUGACGAAGAGGACGAUUCAAAAGCCGACAAUAAUGAAGAUGAGGAAGAGGAAGAAAGUGAAGAUGAUGACAAUGAUGAUUCUGAAAAUGAUGCUGACAGUGUUGCUGAAGAAGAUAAUGACAAUGCAGAAGAGGAAGAAAAUGACGACGACGAAGAUGAAGAAGUUGAAGAGAAUGAUUCAAGUGACCAAGAAGAUAGUGACGACAGUGAUGAAGAGGAAGAAAAUCCUGAACCAGUAGUACGUCUUCCUAAGUCACGUAAACAUAAAUUGCAAAUAUUGAAAAAUCAGCAAAAAGGAAAUAAAAAACCUAAAGAGGUGAUUACACUGACGAGUAUAUUACGAAUCUAUACCUAA